Messenger RNA from Oncorhynchus nerka (sockeye salmon), 3971 nucleotides. Its product is annotated as zinc finger protein 22-like. Gene Ontology annotation, cellular component: PcG protein complex; transcription regulator complex; chromatin. Gene Ontology annotation, molecular function: RNA polymerase II cis-regulatory region sequence-specific DNA binding; DNA-binding transcription factor activity, RNA polymerase II-specific. NCBI's taxonomy places the organism in Eukaryota, Metazoa, Chordata, Actinopteri, Salmoniformes, Salmonidae. The transcript has a single exon. Gene Ontology annotation, biological process: regulation of transcription by RNA polymerase II. The record is from RefSeq and is a predicted model, not a curated record. The coding region runs from base 180 to 1037 and encodes 285 amino acids.
GAACGCCGAACGCCGUCCUCAAGUCAGAGACAGACACAAAGACUUUAACUGUAACACGCAGGCUCUUAGACACAGGAUCUGACCACAGAUCAGCCCCAGAGAGACUAGAGCUGGAGCAUCUGCGCUGUCCUCCUGCUUCCAGCUCAGAGUAUUUACUUUACGGUAACCCGAGCCCUAGGAUGGUUCAUUCCCAUCGGGACUCGGGUGACGUGUUAGAGACUGGCAAUGAUCCGUUUUGUUCUUACGCUACAGAGAUGGACCAUGGCAACAUGCCCUUGGGUUUAGAGACACAGACUGAUCUGUCUAGAGGGGACUGGAACCGGUAUAGUAGUAGUGUAUACUCUGAAGGGUUCCUAGAUAAGAAAGGGGAGGGUCUGGUCAUAGAUGAGGUGACUGUGAAAGUGGAGGACGAUACUCCUCUGACAUGGAAUAUAGACGAGACUCACUUAGGAGAAGGACACUCACAGGGCAGAGAUUUCUUAGUUUACAUGGACAGUUUAGAGAAAAAUGUAAAUGUUGCCACCCAGUCCCAUUUACACAGGCUCAGGGAUCGGGACCCAUUGUCCACGUCGAUGGAGCCUUCCAAUUCACACAGCCGUGUCCUUUUCGAUCAGUUAUUGAACUCAAAGGACCAAAGGGCCAAGGCUCGAGGAGGGGGAGCAACAUCAGGUGAUAGUAAAGAAAAAUGGUUCCUCUGCAUGUUCUGUAACAAAGGCUUCAGCAGCUCCCAGAAGGUGGAGAUCCACCAGAGGGUCCACACAGGGGAGAAAUCCUUCAGCUGUACCCAGUGUCACAUGCACUUCGCCCAUGCUAGCAGCCUAAAGAGGCACCAAAGGGUCCAUACAGGGGUGAAACCAUUCAGCUGUACUCAGUGUCACAUGCGCUUCGCCCAGACUGGUGACCUGAAGAGGCACCAGAGGGUCCACACAGGAGAGAAGCCCUACAGCUGCCCCCAGUGUGAGAAGAGAUUCUCCCACCAGCACCAUCUGAAGAUGCACCUGAAGGUCCACACGGGAGAAAGGCCAUUCAGAGAGUAACUAACUAAGGCUUCACCAUCAGAAAAAACACUCCACUAUAACUUAUAAAGUAACCAUUCCAUUCGAUAGCUUCUGACUUUUACAUCAAACCCUGCAUUAGACAACGAUACAUUUUCAAUGUUGUCAGCAGAAAGAUCUACAGAUGCAUUUUGAAUAACGAGAGUAACAGAUUUCAGUGUAGAAUUUCCCUGGGUAAAAUAUUGCAUCCAGACAUUGUGUGAGAUAAAAGGCAUAUAUAAGCCUAAAAGUCUGUUACAUAUUGUGUUUGUACUGUGUAGGCCAGGGAUUCUCAACUGGGGGGGUCGCACAAAUAUCUAGUAGUAAAGCGAAUCCUGAAGAGAGUACCGAACCACUGCUUCCUACACAGGGAGGCAUUGGCAGAGAAGGAUAUGGUGCCUGAGCUCCACGCCACUCUCCAGGAUGUGAUCAAGUGUGUCAACAAUAUCAAAAAUAAAAGGUGUUUCCAGGCCUUCUGCAGGGAUAUGGGGAGCGAGCACCAGCAGGUGCUUUAUCAUGCAGAGGUCCGCUGGCUUCCAGUGGUAAAAUGUUGGGUCGCUUUUAUGAGCUUCGAGCAGAGAUUGCUGUGUCUCUUUAGGAAAACAAGUAAUCUCUGCACAAACAUUUCGAUUGGAAGGAAUGGCUCACACAGUUUGCCUACCUGGCAGAUAGUUUUGAUCAUCUGAAUUCGCUCAAAUUGUCAAUGCAAGGGAGGGGGCACAAUUGAUUUGAACAGAGGGACAAAGUGGAUACCUUCAAUAUGAAGCUUACCGUUUGGUCAAAUCAUGUUUCUAACAGGAGUAUUGACAUGUUUCCCAAUGCUGAUUUAGAGAUUCAGAAUCUGAUCAACAAAGCGCUCGGCGACACACUGACAAAAACCGUUAAACAGCAUCUUGUCAAGCUGCCGGGAAAGUUUUGCGACUACUUCCCGGAGGAGAAUAAGAGACAAGACAACAAACAUAAUUUUUAAUUUUUUUAUUAAAAAAAACAUUUAACCUUUAUUUUUAACUAGGCAAGUCAGUUAAGAACAAAUUCUUAUUUACAAUGAUGGCCUACCCUGGCCAAACCAGGAUGACGCUGGGCCAAUUGUGCACCGCCCUAUGGGACUCCCAAUCACAGUCUGGACAGCCAGCAUGACCUCCGAGUUGCCCUGUCAACCAUUACCCCGAACUUCAAUAAACUUAUCAAACUGAAGAAACACCCCCAACUUUCCCACUGAUACGCCACACACCCGCACACACACACAAUAAAUAAACAGGUUAAUGAGUUAUUGUUCACUAGGUUAAUUAUUAUUGUUAAUUAAUUCUGACAUUCAUAUUACAUGUUAUUGAACUGGUAAAAAAAAGUAUACCUUUAAUUAGAGGUCGACCGAUUAUGAUUUUUCAACGCCGAUACCGAUACCGAUUAUUGGAGGACCAAAAAAGCCGAUGCCGAUUUUUUUGUUGUUUGUAAUAAUGAUGCUACAACAAUACUGAAUUAACACUUAUUUGAACUUAAUAUAAUACAUCAAUAAAAUCAAUUUAGCCUCAAAUAAAUAAUGAAACAUGUCCAAUUUGGUUUAAAUAAUGCAAAAACAAAGUGUUGGAGAAAGUAAAAGUGCAAUAUGUGCCAUGUAAGAAAGCUAACGUUUCAGUUCCUUGCUCAGAACAUGAGAACAUAUGAAAGCUGGUGGUUCCUUUCAACAUGAGUCUUCAAUAUUCCCAGGUAAGAAGUUUUAGGUUGUAGUUAUUAUAGGAAUUAUAGGACUAUUUCCCUCUAUACCAUUUGUAUUUCAUUAACCUUUGACUAUUGGAUGUUCUUAUAUGCACUUUAGUAUUGCCAGUGUAACAGUAUAGCUUCAGUCCCUCUCCUCGCUCCUUCCUGGGCUCGAACCAGCAACACAACGACAACAGCCACCAUCGAAGCACCGUUACCCAUGCAGAGCAAGGGGAACAACUACUAGAAGGCUCAGAGCAAGUGACGUUUGAAACGAUAUUAGCGCGCGCUAACUAGCUAGCCAUUUCACUUCGGUUACAUCAGCCUCAUCUCGGGAGUUGAUAGGCUUGAAGUCAUAAACAGCGCAAUGCUUGACGCACAACGAAGCGCUGCUGGCAAAACGCACAAAAGUGCUGAUUGAAUGAAUGUUUACUUGCCUGCUUCUGCCUACCACCGCUCAGUCAGAUACUUGUAUGCUUGUAUGCUCAGUCAGAUUAUAUGCAACGCAGGACACGCUAGAUAAUAUCUAGUAAUAUCAUCAACCACGUAUAGUUAACUAGUGAUUAUGAUUGAUUGUUUUUUUUUGAUGAAUCGGUCGACCUCUACCUUUCAUCAAACUUUAAGGUUGUGAAACUAUUCACAUGGUAAUUGAUGAUUAAGAAUUCCUAAUGAUUGCUGUUUUUUCUAAACUGGCAUGUGUUGCUGUUCAUUAACAUUAUUGGACUGGUGUUAAUUUCAUGUUCUGAGUCUGAUAAUGUAUUACACCCCACUCCUGAACUGGUCCCCUAAUUAAAAUGGCUUAUUCUCUUGAAUUUACAAUAAAUGUUUUCUCAGUUAAUAUGGCUGUCUAAUUACUUUCUUUAAUACCACAAUAGUAGCCUGUUGAGACAGUCUAUUUUGCAAGUGAAGCCAGCCCAAGAAAGCAAGUGGCAAUACAACAUUACAGAAUGUAAUCAUCAACAGUCCAUAAUAUUGGGUCGCGACUCAAUUGUCAUUGUAAAAUUUUGGUCCCCAGGCAAAACCAGUUGAGAACCACUGGUGUAGGCUAUAAUGAAAUAGGCAUUUGUGAACAUCAUACUUUCAUUCCACUACAGAUUUUUUUCUCUAGAGACACUUUUAAUGAGAAAAUGUAUGCAGUUUAUCAAGUUUAUUUAGAUUUUUUGUUGAGACCUGUAUGUGUGGUUUUCAUAUAGUGUAUUUAUAACUUGUUCACUUUUAAUAAACACAAAAUUUGACUUUUCA